AUGGAUUCUAAAUUGGUGUCAAUUGUGUCGACAGCUGCAGGAGUGACUCCAUUAUUGCCAUCCAUGACGUAUAGUUCUGCUGAAAAAUCGAGAAUCGAGAAGCCAUUUCCACAAGCAUUUUAUCUUUACAACCAGUUCAUGGGUGGCGUAGGUGUGCAUGAUGGGCAUUGUAACAACGUGCUGCCGAGCAUGCAUUCAAAGAAAUGGACAUGGGUAGUUUUUAUGAGGCUUAUCCAGGCUGCUAUCGUCAACUCACUUGUAAUAUAUAAUGCUGCUGGAGAUAGCACAAAAAAAGUCGGAAGCAAAGAAUUUGCAAUGUCAAUUGCUAAAAAUUAUAUACGAACUGCGCAAACUAAACGAAGAGGACACACAACAAUUCGACAGAGUAAACAAAAACGCUGCUCUAAUUGCCCAAUAAGAACUAAUCUUCUUUGCAAUGAAUGUGCAUGA
Messenger RNA from Chelonus insularis, 450 nucleotides. RefSeq names its product piggyBac transposable element-derived protein 3-like. The transcript has a single exon. The coding region runs from base 1 to 450 and encodes 149 amino acids. NCBI's taxonomy places the organism in Eukaryota, Metazoa, Arthropoda, Insecta, Hymenoptera, Braconidae. The record is from RefSeq and is a predicted model, not a curated record.